Coregonus sp. 'balchen' is the source of this 7116-nucleotide messenger RNA. The record is from the annotation of a GenBank genome assembly. NCBI's taxonomy places the organism in Eukaryota, Metazoa, Chordata, Actinopteri, Salmoniformes, Salmonidae.
UACGCCCAGUAUGGGACCUUCGGAGUUGGCCUGUUCUCUGUGGACCCUGACGAUGAUGGAUACCCACUGACCGUUGGAGAUUACGCCGGAAACGCAGGUACAAGCUUAUAUCUGACUGACCAGUUGUUAAUCAAUAAAGUAUCUACCUAAUGAACUCUCAUCUUCAAUGAACAUUUUACAUUGAAGUUUGAUUCAAAUUAUAGAUUGGGUUGUUAUAGACCCAGACAUCGAGGUCGCCCAAAGCAGAGUUAAGCUGCACUUAAACACAAAUGUAGAUGCCCCAGAUUUCCUCCUAAAAUACUUAUAACUCAACAAUGCAUUGACUCUAUCUAUAGUAAAAUCUGCUGUGUCAUCUGCAGUAGUUUAUUGUUAAGUGCUGAGGGAAUGAGGUAUGGAAGUGUUUGGUUUGGUCCCCACAGCGUGGACAGACAGGGACAGAGAAACAGGGACAAACUAUAUGUGUCUGUGUGUAUCUGUUCCCCAAACAUCACAUCUCAGCCGCAGUCCCGUCACCGUCAAUAAAUUACUACACAAUUAAUUACUGUGGUUGACCAGCAGCAUAAACAAAACAUUGCCAGAUGCCUGUCACAACAAAUCAUCAAUUUAAAGAACCUUUGGGGAGUGGAGUACUGAGAACUCAGCACAGCUCACAGAGAUAGAAGAGGGACAGAUGAGAGAGAGAUGCAAGGAUAGGAAGAGGGGCUAGAGAGGAGAGGAGGAGGGAGAAGAGAGAGGGGUGUAAAGGAGGUCACAAGCAGGUUUUGCAAAAAGAGAGUGUUAUUUAAAUGGCUUGUACACACAAAAGAAUGAUGAUUCUAAAUAGUACCAGAUAGGGGUUAUUUGGAUUGUAACCAUAACAUAACAAUUUUUUAUGCUAUAUAGAACCUUUCUUUGAUACUCUGUAAAUAACCAUUAUAAAAGGUUAUAUAUAGAGCCUCUAUCAAUAAUGGUUCUAUAAAGAACCUUUCUCAAUCUGAAAGGUUCUUUGUAGAUCCUUUUGAAGAACCAUACAGGAUUUUUAUUCUGGUCAGCCAUAUUGUUAAAAUACCAUAUGUGUUAUUAUUGUAUUGACAAGUUGAAUCAAUUAAGCUACCUUUGGAACAGCUGGGGGUCGCUGAAGAGAGAAUUGAGAACCACUGACUGAUUUAGUCAACCGUUUUCAAUUGACACAAGGCCAUGCGUGAGUCUUUCACAAGACACUAUCACUGGCCAUAGCCAGAUAUAAUAUGUGAUGGCAUAACACAACAUAUUAGAUAAACUGGACAUUUAAAUUAUCACUAAAAGCGCAAUGAACCAUUUGUGACUCGUUUCAGGAAACUAGGUGUAUGUCGCGGGUCACUACAUCACAGGAGAGCCAUUUGAAUGUAUACUUUUUUUUUUAUACAAAUGUGUGUUUUUGGCAGAAAUGCCUUCUGGAACAUGUGAACUUUCAUGUGCCUUAAUAACAAAUGUGUAUGCCAUCUGUAAAUAUGAAUAUUUUGUUUAAUUACGAGCCUAGUUGGUUUAGCCACAAAAAAAAAGACAGCAACCUUCCCACUAGCCAUGAUUGGCUGAGAUAAUGAGUAGGCUGGACAUGCCGAGAAAUGAGUUCGGAUUGGUCUGCCAUAUAGCAUGCUUCGGUCGAUUUGAGCUGGUCAGUAUUUGUAGGUAAUUCUGUCUAACGUGGAUUUAUUUUUAAAUGUAUCGCGUAGUUAAACUGCAUAAGUGUUGCUCUCCACUUUCUGGAGGACUGAGUUUUGAAAUCAGUGGAAUUAGAGUAUGAUAGCUAAGGAGAUGGUGAAAACACCUGUCUCCGGAUUACAUCUUCAAACUAAGGGAGACGCGUCCAUCCAUGAUGUAUACGGGUAAGAUAGUCUAGCUAGCUACAUUUUCAGAUAUUACACGUUUCUAAUUUUGACAGAAAGUGGUUUCAUUUCAGGUUAAAGUGUACCAUAAAGUAUGUGGUUAAUUAUUUACCUAGCUAGCUAGCUACGUGUCUUAACAAAAGACUCCAUUAUGCAAGUAACCAUUUUGGGUGCGUUCGUAAAUUCAGCCUGAGUAUGCCAGAGCGCAGAAUAACUGAUGAAUUUACGAAUGCUCAACACCCGUUGAAUGUGGCUGGUGUCAGUAAACGUCACAAAAAAACGUAAUUCAAGUGUUGCCAGCAGCACAGUUACAGUCACCAAUUCUCUGGAUAACAUGAAAACAGCCUAACCAGCUUUGCCUAUGGCGAGUAAAAUGGUCAUUGGGAUGUUCUCUCAUUUGUGUCUUGAAGUAGCUAGCAAGCUAGCCAAUGUUAGCCAGUUAGCUUGGGUGCUUGACUGCCGUUGUGAGGUCAGAACGCUCGGAUCAACUCUACUCGUCGGCCAGAGCAUCCAGUGUGCGCUCUGAACGUUCUGAGAGCGAAACGAGAUGGGUGGGGCUAAAGCUUAAGAGGGUAUGAAUGAUGCUGAAUGGGUGCAGACAAAGAAGAGCUCUCCAGUAGGUAACAAAACAUUCAAAGGCCAUUUUCUCAAAAGUGAGAUUACAAGUUUAUCAACUUUCAACGCAGAAUUACUUUUCCAUUGUUCCUCAAAUGCAGUGUAUGAUAUACCAUUUUGUAGCUCUGUGUCUCUGCUUUUGUCCAAUGUAAAAAACACAAUUUCAAAUUUUGCUACAUAAGACCGAAUCAAGGUGGUCGGUCACAUUUUGUGAACUGUAAAGAACCAUUGAAGAGCUCAAAGGGUUAUUUGAGUCAUUAUGAUUCCACAUAGAACAUCACCCUUCCUAAAGAACCCUUGGGGAACACUAAUGUUUUAGUGUGUAAAGCUUGUAUCCACUCUUCCUACUGCAAUGCCACUAACCUUCAACUGACAGCGUGCCUGUUGGACAUUUGAAUCCCACUGCAGCUUGCAAGCCUCCCCCUCAUACCACCCCCCAUUAGUAACACUAUUGUUGUUGUUAUCACACACACACACACAUUUUCUCUGAUCUGAGGGGUAUCCUACGAAGCAGGUUUGAGGAGUUACAGUGCCUUGCAAAAGUAUUCAUCCCCCUUGGCAUUUUUCCUAUUUUGCUGCAUUACAACCUGUAAUUUAAAUAGAUUUUUAUUUGGAUUUCAUGUAAUGGACAUACACAAAAUAGUCCAACUUGGUAAAGUGAAAUGAAAAAAAUAACUUGUUUCAAAGAAUUCUUAAAAAUUUAAAACGGAAAAGUGUUGUGUGCAUAUGUAUUCAGCCCCUUUGCUAUGAAGCCCCUAAAUACGAUCUGGUGCAACCAAUUACGUUCAGAAGUCACAUAAUUAGUUAAAUAAUGUCCACCUGUGUGCAAUCUAAGUGUCACAAGAUCUGUCACAUGAUCUCAGUAUAUAUACACCUGAGUCUGCAACACCACUAAGCAAGGGGCACCACCAAGCGAGUGGCACCAUGAAGACCAAGGAGCUCUUCAAACAGGUCAGGGACAAAGUUGUGGAGAAGUACAGAUCAGGGUUGGGUUAUAAAAAAAUAUCCGAAACUUUGAACAUCCCACGGAGCACCAUUAAAUCCAUUAUUAAAAAAUGGAAAGAAUAUGGCAACACAACAAACCUGCCAAGAGAGGGCCGCCCACCAAAACUCACAGACCAGGCAAUGAGGGCAUUAAUCAGAGAGGCAACAAAGAGACCAAAGAUAACCCUGAAGGAGCUGCAAAGCUCCACAGCAGAGAUUGGAGUGUCUGUCCGCAGGACCACUUUAAGCCAUACACUCCACAGUGCUGGGCUUUACGGAAGAGUGGCCAAAAAAAAGCCAAAAAAUAAGCAAACACGUUUGGUGUUUGCCAAAAGGCAUGUGGGAUAAGGUACUCUGGUCAGAUGAGACUAAAAUUUAGCUUUUUGGCCAUCAAGGAAAAUGCUAUAUCUGGCACAAACCCAACACCUCUCAUCACCCCGAGAACACCAUCCAUUUUUCAUCGGCAGGGACUGGGAAACUGGUCAGAAUUGAAGAAAUGAUGGAUGGCGCUAAAAACAGGAAAAUCUUGAGGGAAACCUGUUUCAGUCUUCCAGAGAUUUGAGACUGGGACGGAGGUUCACCUUUCAGCAGGACAAUGACAUAGCAUACUGCUAAAGCAACACUCAAGUGGUUUAAGGGGAAACAUUUAAAUGUCUUGGAAUGGCCUAGUCAAAGCCCAGACCUCAAUCCAAUUGAGAAUUUGUGGUAUAACUUAAAGACUGCUGUACACCAGCGGAACCCAUCCAACUUGAAAGAGCUGGAGCAGUUUUGCCUUGAAGAAUGGGCAACAAUCCCAGUGGCUAGAUGUGCCAAGCUUAUAGAGACAAACCCCAAGAGAUUUGCAGCUGUAAUUGCUGCAAAAGGUGGCUCUACGAAGUAUUGACUUUGGGGGGAGGAGGGUGAAUAGUUAUGCACGCUAAAGUUUUCUGUUUUUUUGUCUUCAAAGUAGUAGGCAUGUUGUGUAAAUCAAAUGAUACAAACCCCCCAAAAAAUCAAUUUUAAUUCCAGGUUGUAAAGCAACAAAAUAGGAAAAAUGCCAAGUGGGGUGAAUACUUUCGCAAGCUACUGUAGUUAACUCUGAGUUCAACUCAUGAUAUUCGGUCAUACGAAGUGGCUCGGCCUUUUAGCCAGGUACAUUUCUUUGGCAACGAAUCCUUCAGAACUAACUUUCUCCGGUGCAGGCUAACUCACGGCUAACUCCACUUACCCUGAAUGAAAUGACUGAGCCGCGAGUUGAGGACCAAUGAAAUCAGAUUCCCUUCCUCUUGCAAAUAUUUAGUCAUCAUCCCCUUCAUUUGAGGACAACGACUGAUUAAAUAUUGUAUUCAUCAAAAGUUUUAUUUUAUUUUUUAUGUUACAUGGUAAUGACAGAAUGCAUUUUAAAUGUUAUGCAAUGUAACACUUUUGUAUGACUUUAAAAAAUAUAUAUUGAUAGGAGUGGGAAGAAAAGGUACUUGUGCAUUGAUAAGCACCCCAAAGACGGCAUUAUCAAUAAGUAAUAAAAUAAAGACGGCACUUCUAAAAGCUUAUUUUACACCAUAGCCUGCUGAAUUUGCAAGAGAACUUUUCUUUCAUUUUGAUUUCGACACAAAUGAAAAUGUGGGACUGACUCAUCCAUAGAUUGAUGUUUCAGCUCAGUGUUCGACUAGCCAAGCGCGACAUGCACACGCAGUUACAAGCCUGAGAGUUAGCGGCAGGCGGACAAACAAUAUCCACCGUCGUAGUACGGGUGAAGCCUGAGCUGGAAUGUGAAGCUAACUGAAGCUGAUUAGCUUUAGAAAACCCUGGGUAGAUCUAGCUUGCAUUGUUGGAUACCUCUCUGGGCUCAGUAGACAGGUGAUCAUUGCAGCUGAAAGCAGCUGGAUUCUAACGGUGUUCAGUGGAGCCGCUCGUCCCAUCCACUUCCCUUCAGCCAGACAAGGUUACACUGAGCGGGCUGCAAAUGAGAUGCUAAGUGCUUCUAGCCUGGUUCCUCUCUCGCUCCCAUUGUUUUGUUUUAUCCAGCAACCAUCACCAUGUUGUCACAUUUGGUUGGGGUUGUAUGUUUUUAUCUUUUUUUGAAUGUUUAGCCGUAGAGGCUCUCUGUGUGAAUGCUGAAACGCGCCCAGUCGGAACUGGUGGCGCCCGAGUUACUGUGUAAAAAUUGAAUUGAGAGUGGUAUACGGGAAUAGGAGUUUGAAGGAAGGGGAGGGGUGAGGUCCUGUGUAGCUCAGUUGGUAGAGCAUGGCGCUUGCAAUGCCAGGAUUGUGGAUUCAAUUCCCAUGGGGGGCCAGUAUGAAAAAAUGUAUGCACUCACUAACUGAGGUCGCUCUGGAUAAGAGCGUCUGCUAAAUGACUAAAAUAUCAUGUGAUGUGGCUACACCCUGCCUGGGCAAUUAAGGGCUUUAGAUGCCCUGAUGAGUUGCUAGCGAACACCUCACCGCUGGAGAGGAGUGUUUUCCUCUCCUCUGUCAGUAAAAUAAAUGAUCUAAUGCUCAUUCCUCUAUCCCCCUCUGGUCACAGACACACCAUGAAGCAUUACAGAAAGGGGGAGUGAGGGAAAGAGAGAAAAAAAACAGACAAACAGGGAGAGUGAUAAAUAAAACCAAAUAUCAUUUUGUUCACCAAAAGCCUGAAAAAAUACAUAAUUAUUUGAAAUCGUUGAUUUUGUGGUACAGAAUGACAUCACUCAACAUCCCCAUGUGUAGUGCCACUGACAGUAAGCCAACCACCCAAGUGUGACAUUCAGCUCAAAGCCGUAGCCUAUAGCUAGCAGUGUCCCAUGUACCUCUCUUCAGUUCUAUUUCUGUAAAUGCUCCCAGAGUAUUUUUAGAUGCUGCUGUAGCUUCAAAGCUCCUCUUUAAGUGUGUGUGUGCGUGCGUGCGUAUGUGCACACAAAGUGACAGUUGUUCGGCUCGUUAGGGAGGUGAUAUUAAAAGCAGAAGAAUAAAAAGCCUUUUGAUGAAUGAACAAUAAACCGUUGUAACCCUGUGGUCUGUGUAAUGAGGACCGAUCUUUAGAGAGGAGAGGAGGCCUCUCUGAUCUCACGUCAUUUAUGGAAGUGAUUGAUUGUUCCUGAGUCAUUUGGAAAUGAAUUAGGAAUGCAAUGCGCUGUCUGAUGUAAGAGGGCUCUGGUCAAAGACAUUGGUUUAGCUAGGAAAGACCAAUCAAAGCCCUGAAGAUUUGGAAUCAAUUGUAUUCUCUCUGAAGCCUCUUCUAUCGCUCAACCUCUCUUAAUGAUCUAUUUCUCCUUUCUUGUCUUCCAAUCUAUCCCCUAUUUCUCCUCUGUUCACCCUUGUCCAUUUCAUUUGACUGUGUGUGUGCAUGUGUGUGUAAAUAUGGAUGUGUGUGCAUUUGUACAUGAAUGCAACAUGGAUGUGUCCUCCACCCAUCCAAUCCUCCCCCACCCUGAACCACCCACCCUCCCCACACAGGCGAUGCUCUGCUAAAGCACAAUGGGAUGAAGUUCACCACCAAAGACAAGGACAACGACCACUCGGAGAACAACUGUGCCUCCUUCUACCACGGUGCCUGGUGGUACCGUAACUGCCACACAUCUAACCUGAAUGGACAGUACCUCCGCGGGCAGCACACCUCCUAUGCCGACGGCAUCGAGUGGUCCACCUGGACCGGCUGGCAGUACUCCCUCAAGUUCUCUGAGAUGAAGAUACGACCCACUCGCGACGAGAGCAAA